CAGCCGUUUUCGACAUUAAAGAGAUUGUGAUUGUAGAUCGUGAUCAAGUCCUUUCGCCUUUCGUCAUAUGAAAUGUGUGUUAAGCUUUGUAAAAAGCGGUGCUUCCACAAUAUAAAUAGUAUCUGAGGUCAAGAAUCUGAAGCGAGGUGGUGAACUCAUGCGGCUGAACCUGCUCAUAGUGGAUUUGAAUGUCAAACGUGUUUUAUAUCGCUUGGUCGCCAGAGACACUGGUCUCACACCAGCAGCACCACUCCUGAGAGAGAUUGCAAAAGUCGAGCCCGUAACCGUAGCUGAGCUCAAUAGCUUUGUCACCACUGCCGUGUCUAAGGAUAUUGAGUUCAUGUGCACCGGCACGGUUAUCCGACCCGAUUCAGAGAAAGGAUGGUGUUACGUUGCUUGCUCUAAAUCUAGCAGGAAGCUCAAGCGCACUGAAUCUGCCUUUACAUCUACCGAAUGGAGCUUUGUUUGUUUUGAUGGUGUAAUGACAAAGCUACAUGGUCUCGAAGCACAUGAAGCUGGCCAAAUUUUGGCUGAAGACGGUGUUACCCUGAGGACUCUCGGAUGCCUCUGUUUGUUACAGGCAUGCAAGGGAAGACGCACACUUUCCAUGUCAAGUUAACCACGUAUGAUUUCACAGCAAGACGUCAAAGCUUCACUGUCACCCGUAAUAUCAAUGAAUGUGAACAUCUGCCGCUUCCUGAUUUCGUCGAUAAUGGAGGAGAUGAUAACAAUGAUCAGAAAAUUCAUGCAGAGGUCGAAUCUAGGGGGGCAGUGGUGAAGCAGCUUUGAUUGCUGCUACAGAGCCAAUUGGUGCUAUGCUUAGCAAGUUGUCAAGAAGAUAUAUAAUCAACAUCAUAUGUAUUUAAAUAAUACUUAUGCAUGAUCUCUCCCGUUUUUCGUAUUCGAGAAUCUAUUUUCGGUUUUUUUCAUUAUUUGAAUACUCUAGGUUUGAGUCAGACAACCUAUCUAUUUUCUUAUUAUAAAGGAGUGAUUUAUCUUACUGAUCGUAUUAUAGAUAAUGCUUAUGCAUGAACUUCCCAUUUUAAGUAUUCCUCUUUCUUAUUUACUUUUGACUUUUUCCACUGUAUGG
Brassica oleracea var. oleracea is the source of this 1090-nucleotide messenger RNA. RefSeq lists its product as uncharacterized. The record is from RefSeq and is a predicted model, not a curated record. The transcript is spliced from 8 exons. NCBI's taxonomy places the organism in Eukaryota, Viridiplantae, Streptophyta, Magnoliopsida, Brassicales, Brassicaceae. Bases 158 to 619 code for a protein of 153 amino acids.